UCUCAAAGGCGAAGUCGCUUGUUACUUGUUGCACGGUGAUAUAAGAUUUACGUGAAUUAUUAUUUAUCAAAAUGAAAGUUAAAAAUAAAACAAACACUUUAAGAGAUAAAGCACUUAAGAAAGCUGUGAAGAAUAAAACAAAAGCCACAAGAAAUUCAGGAGAAUCGACCCUACGGAAAGCUGUGAAAAAUGUCAAAGAAGUAUUUGAGAAGAAACAAAUUGAAGAUAGAUCAAAAAAAGAUAAUCUGAAAGAAUCUUUUACUGUGAAAGCUGCGAAAAAGAAAUGGGAAUUUAAGUCGAGUAGGGGAAUUGUAUAUCUUGGUCAUAUACCGCAUGGAUUCUUUGAGGAUCAAAUGAAAGAUUAUUUUACACAAUUUGGUAGAGUUACCAAAGUUAGGCUUGUAAGAUCUAGCAAGACUGGAAUUAGUCGAGGUUAUGGUUACGUCGAAUUUCAACAUCCUGAUGUUGCUAAGAUAGCAGCCGAAACGAUGAAUAAUUAUUUAAUGUGCGGUAGAUUAUUAAAAGCCACGUACAUACCACCAGAGAAACAGCACAUAGGAUUCUUCGUUGGAAAAAGUUGGACGAAGACGAGGUAUCCAAAAGUAAUAAAUAGAAGAAAGAUAACGAUUAUUAGAAAUUCUAUUAUAAGUGACGAUAAGCACAAGCUAUAUAAAAAAAAGAGUUUAAGAAAUCUGACAAAAUUGGAGGAGAAAUUAAAAGAGAAUGGUAUUAAUUUGAAAUUCAAUUCGAUCGUACUUCCUGACGAGCAAGCGAAAGAAACGAAAUAAAAUAAAUGUUCUAACUCGUUAA
This is a messenger RNA of Vespa crabro (European hornet), 810 nucleotides long. Its product is annotated as MKI67 FHA domain-interacting nucleolar phosphoprotein-like. Gene Ontology annotation, cellular component: nucleolus. The transcript has 4 exons. Gene Ontology annotation, biological process: maturation of LSU-rRNA from tricistronic rRNA transcript (SSU-rRNA, 5.8S rRNA, LSU-rRNA). The record is from RefSeq and is a predicted model, not a curated record. Lineage: Eukaryota; Metazoa; Arthropoda; Insecta; Hymenoptera; Vespidae. Gene Ontology annotation, molecular function: RNA binding. The coding region runs from base 72 to 788 and encodes 238 amino acids.